This is a messenger RNA of Glycine soja, 1400 nucleotides long. RefSeq names its product alpha-soluble NSF attachment protein 2-like. The record is from RefSeq and is a predicted model, not a curated record. Gene Ontology annotation, biological process: SNARE complex disassembly; intracellular protein transport. Gene Ontology annotation, cellular component: SNARE complex; vacuolar membrane. The transcript is spliced from 8 exons. Bases 207 to 1088 code for a protein of 293 amino acids. Gene Ontology annotation, molecular function: soluble NSF attachment protein activity; syntaxin binding. Lineage: Eukaryota; Viridiplantae; Streptophyta; Magnoliopsida; Fabales; Fabaceae.
UACUUAUUAUUUAGAAGAAAAAAAUAAUCAGCAAUGAGCAGCACAAAGACGAUGCAUUACGCAAAGUGGUUUUGACGCAACAGCGUUUAUGAUGACCUUUUGUGUUGGCAAAGGGUGAUGACGCAGUGAAGUGAAAGCAGCAACAGCAAUGGGCGAUCACAUAGCGAAGGGACAAGAACUGGCCAAGAGAGCGGAGAACAAGCUCCAUGCUUGUUGCCCCUUGUUCGGGUCCAACUUGGAAGACGCUGCCGAAUUGUUCCACAAAUCCGCCACUUCCUUCAAACUCGCCAAAUCAUGUACGUAUGUCUCUUUCAUUCGGGUUCGAACCCACCACCUCUCCAAUCAAUGCUUACACUCUUUCAGGGGACAAGGCGGCCUCACUCUUCGUCAAAUCCGCUAAAUGUCACUUGAAGUUGGAUAGCAAGUAUGAUGCUGCAAAUGCUUAUGUGGAUGCUGCACAUUGCUACAAGAAAACUUCCACAUCAGGAGCUAUUUCCUGCUUAAAUAAAGCUGUGACUAUCUUCACUGAGAUUGGUAGGCACAUCAUGGCUGCUAAGUAUUCAAAGGAAAUUGGCGAGUUAUAUGAGCUUGAUCAAGACAUAGAACAUGCUAGAUCUUAUUAUGAGAGGGCUGCUGAACUUUUUGAAAUUGGGGAUGCAGCAACUUCUGUGAUCCAGUGCAAAGUUAAAGUUGCACAAUUUUGUGCCCAGCUUCAACAAUAUCAGAAGGCAAUUAAGAUUUAUGAAGAUAUUGCCCGGCAAUCACUGGAUAGUAACUUGUUGAAAUAUGGAGUUAGAGGGCAUCUUCUUAAUUCUGGCCUUUGCCAGCUUGUCCAAGGGGAUUUUGUUGCAAUUACCAACUCUUUGGAGCGCUAUCAGGACUUGGAUCUGACAUUCUCCAGAACCCGUGAAUACAAAUUUUUGGCUGAUUUGUCUGCUUCAAUUGAUGAGGGAGAUGUUGAAAAGUUUACUAGAGUAGUGAAGGAGUUUAAUAGCAUAACCCCAUUGGAAUCUUGGAAGUCAACCCUUUUGUUGAGAGUAAAGGAUGCUAUGAAAGUAAAAGAGAUGGAAGAUGAUGAUUUGACAUGAAUCAAUGACAACUGAAUUUUCUGCCAAUUAAGUUACUCUCAGCUUUGUAAAUGCCACUGGUAUGGAUAUUAUUUUUGCCAUGGUUUGAUGGUUUUUCUUAUUACUAUUUGUAAUUUGUAUUACUAAAAGCAGAAGGUCAUCUGUGCAUCAUGCCUGUAUAUGCCCAAAAAUUGACAAAAUUUGUUCUCCAAACCUUUAUUCCUGAGCUUUAGAAGGGAUAAGAUCUAAUUUACAAUGUUCAUUGGCUGUUGUAUUUUUGUAUACUAUGUCCUGAAAUUCACAAUGGAAAUUUAUCAAGUGCUUUUAAGAAAA